UAGGGCUCAGAGUCAGAGAUUAAACGUAGCCAAAAAAGUAGUAAAAAAAAGAAUGACGAAUGCGACACUAAAUGCUCUCAAUGUCUUAAGAUUUUUCUCUUCCCACAUUUGCACAUCCAUACAGUUAGUUACUGGAGCAAAUCACAGAUUUUUACACUGCACACUAAAUUAUUGGCCUUUUAACUUAACUUACUUCGAUUCCUAAUACAAUAAAUACAUGUUUAGUGUAUACAAAUUCUAGAAUUCUUGAUGCUCGAAGAUGUGUCUCAGAGAAACCAUUGCUUCUUGGGUUCUUACCUUUUGUUGUUUGGGGCUGGUGAAAAUUUCCCAAUCACAAGUGCCACAAGAAGAAGUGGUUGCUCUUCAACAAAUUGUCACUGAGAUGGGUGCAACAUAUUGGAAAUUCAACAGUGAUCAAUGCGAUAUUGAGAUGGUUGGGAUUUCCCCGACAUCCCCAACUGAUUCUGAGCAUUAUGUUGAUUGCAAUUGCAACUUCAACAACAACACUGUCUGCCAUAUUACCAAUAUUGUGCUUAAGAGUCUCAAUCUUCCUGGAGUUCUUCCUAUUAAUAUUACGAAGCUUCCCUACCUUCAAGCGGUUGAUUUCGCUUACAACCUCCUCAGCGGCACAAUCCCAUCACAAUGGGCUUCAACAAACUUGACUAAUAUCUCUCUUCUUGUAAAUCGCUUGUCAGGGGAGAUACCCAAGGGACUGGGAAACCUUACUACCCUCACGUACUUGAACCUUGAAGUAAACAAUUUUUCGGGGACUAUUUCUUCUGAUCUCGGGAAGUUGAUAAACUUGAGAACGCUGAUAUUAUCUUCCAACCAAUUGACCGGGCAUCUGCCAGCAUCUUUUGCAGCACUAACAAAUUUGAAUGAUUUUAGGAUAAAUGAUAACAGUCUAAGUGGACGAAUACCCGACUUCAUUCAGAACUGGAAACAGAUUCAGAGAUUAGAAAUGCAGUCAAGUGGACUGGUGGGGCCCAUCCCGUCAAAUAUCUCCGUUCUCACUAUGCUAACCGAUUUGAGAAUUAGCGAUUUAAGGAGCCCACCUCAAAAUUUUCCAUUGCUGAUAAGCGCCGCGGGCCUGGAAACAUUGGUGUUGAGGAACUGUAACAUUUCUGGAGCAGUGCCGGCUUAUAUCUGGAGAAGACUCCGAAUUCUGGAUUUAUUGGAUGUCAGUUUCAACAAGUUAGUUGGGGAGAUUCCAAAUAACAUCGCAAGAAAGCUCAAAACUGUGUUCGUGACUGGCAAUAUGCUGAGCGGAAAUAUACCCGAUGCACUCAUGAAGGAAGGAAGCAACAUCGAUGUAUCUUACAACAAUUUUACUUGGCAAGGGCCUGAUCAACCUGCUUGUCAAACAAACAUGAACCGAAGGGUGAACUUGUUCAAGAGCUCGUCAACUGCGAACAUUCUACAACAAAUGCUUCCAUGUAUCAGGAAUGUAGAAUGUCCAAGAUACAAAUGUUCGUUACAUGUAAAUUGCGGUGGUCUAGACUUGACUGUCGAAGAUGGCAGCAGACGAGUUUUGUAUGAAGGAGAUAUGGGAAGUGAUCCCGCAAGAUUUUUAAGUGAGGACAAUUAUUGGGGCUUCAUCAGCACCGGAAAAUUCUUGGACGCACAAACUCCCGAUAGCUCACGUGUAAUCCAACCCACGGCAAACAUAACUCUCCCGGCCUUGUACACCACGGCACGCCUCAAUCCUCAUUCUCUCACAUACUUCCAUUACUGCCUCGAGAAUGGGAGUUACAAUGUGAGCCUGCACUUUGCUGAGAUACUGUUCACGAGUGACAACACGUAUAACAGUCUUGGAAGGCGCUCGUUUGAUAUAUACAUCCAGAACGAUUUGGUGCAGAAAGAUUUUGACAUUGGAGAUGAAGCUAGUGGAAAUGGAAGGCCCGUUGUUAGAUCUUACAAUGCCACGGUGCGUGAUAGUACGUUGGAGAUCAGAUUGUACUGGGCUAGUAACGGGACUAAGCGGAUUCCUAGUUUCGGAGUUUGUGGCUCUCUUAUAUCAGCUAUUUCAGUAAAUCCACAUUUCAAGGUUUGUAAAGAUGGCGAGAAGAAGAAUAUAACUGGUUAUAUUGUGGGUCCGGUAAUUGCUGCCUUCACUAUUUUCUUGAUAAUGGGCAUCCUUUGGUGGAAGUGUUUCUGGAAACGCAGAUCUCGCCUAGGAAAAGAAUUCGAAGGUUUAGAACUGCAGACAGCUGCGUUUUCAUUGAAACGAAUCCGGGCAGCUACUAACAACUUUGAUGAGGCGAACAAGAUUGGAGAGGGCGGUUUUGGUCCAGUCUACAAGGGCCUGCUACAGGAUGGAACUGUGAUUGCUGUCAAGCAGCUGUCGUCGAGAUCAAGGCAAGGGAAUCGUGAGUUCCUCAACGAGAUUGGCAUGUUUUCUUGCUUGCUGCACCCGAAUCUCGUGAAGCUGCACGGAUGUUGCAUAGAAGGCGAUCAGCUGCUGCUCGUGUACGAGUACAUGGAGAACAAUAGCCUGGCUAAUGUCUUAUUUGAUUCGAACAAAAGCCAGAUGAUCCUCGACUGGCCAAUGAGGUUCAAGAUCUGCAUUGGUAUCGCGAGAGGUUUGGCCUUCCUUCACGAUGAAUCGAGGCUGAAGAUCGUUCAUCGUGACAUCAAAGCUACCAAUGUGCUGCUCGACAAAGAUCUAAACCCUAAGAUAUCCGAUUUUGGAUUGGCCAGGCUCAACGAGGACGAGAAGACGCACAUUAGCACCAAAGUUGCUGGAACAAUAGGGUAUAUGGCGCCCGAAUACGCGCUGUGGGGCUAUCUGACCGACAAGGCGGAUGUUUAUAGCUUCGGAGUCGUGCUCCUGGAAAUUGUGAGCGGGAAGAGCAACAGCAACUACAUGCCAAGCCACAACUUCAUUUGCCUUCUCGACUGGGCUUGCCACCUGCAAGAAAGCAAGCACAUCGACGAACUAAUCGACGAGAGGUUGGGAUCUCGGGUCGACAGAAAGGAAGUCGAGAGAGUAGUCAAGGUCGCGCUCCUGUGCACGAACGCAACUCCAUCCGUCCGACCAACAAUGUCCGAGGCGGUGCGGAUGAUGGAAGGGAGUCUCGCCAUACCAGACACGGUCGCGGAGGGGAGCACGGAGUCGAGGAUGAAGGCCAUGAACAACUUCCGGAAGGAGAGUCGGAUCGACACUAGCUCAUCGGGAGAUCGGAUCGAGCCUUCUAGAAUCAAUCCGAGUUUCUCCUCAUUUGCCACUGAUUUUUCUGAGAUCAGUGGAGAUAGCGUAUCACAUUGAUCGAGCCGCGAUAUGUAUAUUCAGCUCUAUCGGUGUGGCCUAGUUGGUCGAGCGAACGACCAGCCAGCGCCUUAUAGGUAUCCCUUCACUUAGAAGCCGGUUUUGUAAGUAAAAUUGGGCCUAAUAUCCAAUUCUAAUACGCCUAAAUCAAUGGAUGGAGACGUGAUGCAUCGGAACUGAAGCGAACCACCAACACCUUCAUAAGUAACUGUUGAAGGUAGCUUAACAAAGGUCAUGCUAUCAUUUCUGAUGAUGUGAUUCACAAACUAUAUUUGUUCAUUAUAUGUACUAUAUUAUCAUGUAAAAAUUGUAACUAACACUAUAUUUUUUUGGUCGGAGUUGUAUGUUGUAAAAAUUGAGUUUUUGCUGCCUUGUUGCAUGUAAUAAUAUUAACACAAAAUCUCCUGUA
This is a messenger RNA of Salvia miltiorrhiza (redroot sage), 3677 nucleotides long. RefSeq names its product probable LRR receptor-like serine/threonine-protein kinase RFK1. The transcript has 24 exons. The record is from RefSeq and is a predicted model, not a curated record. Lineage: Eukaryota; Viridiplantae; Streptophyta; Magnoliopsida; Lamiales; Lamiaceae. The coding region runs from base 260 to 3268 and encodes 1002 amino acids. Gene Ontology annotation, molecular function: protein kinase activity; ATP binding; protein binding. Gene Ontology annotation, biological process: protein phosphorylation.